This is a messenger RNA of Closterium sp. Naga37s-1, 1626 nucleotides long. NCBI's taxonomy places the organism in Eukaryota, Viridiplantae, Streptophyta, Zygnematophyceae, Desmidiales, Closteriaceae. The record is from the annotation of a GenBank genome assembly.
AUGUACGUGCUCUACACAGCGCUCUGCCCGUUCCUAGGGCUGCUCUGGUUGAUGGACGUGUCUCGAGCACAAGUCAGGGCGUGGUUGCAGCGACAGGGCUCAGCUGCAAUGGAGUGGGUGCAACAGCAGGGCGCUGCUGUAAUGGCGUGGGUGCAGCAACAGGGCUCCGCUGUGAGGGCGUGGGUGCAGCAACAGGGCUCCGCUGUGAGGGCGUGGGUGCAGCAACAGGGCUCCGCUGUGAGGGCGUGGGUGCAGCAACAGGGCUCCGCUGUGAGGGCGUGGGUGCAGCAACAGGGCUCCGAUCCUUCCCACUCCGCCUCUGCUACCACUCAUCCGAACCCAUUCUCCCUCUGCCUGCCCUCUAAACGCCUCUCCCCUCACCAUGCCACAGACACUUCGGAUAUUCCCGCGUCUCCACGAUGCCAUGUGAGAAUCACUGGCCUUGCCAGCUGUGCUGGAUGCUGUUGUCUCGUGUCUUGUCACUUGUGUUGUCACAUGUCACUGGCUCUCCUGUGCUGUGCCGUCCAAGGAUCCUUUCUCGCUCCGUGUCGUUCCAUGUACUGCAUAUCGUAUCUCCUCACGUUCUCGUAUGCUCCUAUCCUCAUUCCCCUUAUUGCCUUACAUAUGUCGUCUCAAAUGCUCUCGUUUCCAUCCCCAUGUGCUGUCGCGGGCAGUGAGCUGUGCACGUCAGGAAUGCGAAGCGUGAGUGAAGCUCUUGUGGCGGCUUUCAGGCAAAGGGAAGGAACAGACGCGCUGAAUCAAGUAAUGGAGAGGAGAAUAAGCGCUCUUAACAUGCAGCUUGCAGCAAUAAGGAGAGAGGUGGAUGAGGCUGAGAGGAAGAGAGCAGCGGAAUGGAGUGAGCUGCAAAGGCAAGUGGAGGAAAUGAGAGAGAGAGAGCAAGCAGUGGUUGCUGAGGUGGUCAGGGAGAGGGAAGAGCUGGAGAAGGUGAGGAGGGAGGUGGAUGAUCUGAGGGGGCGAUUAGCAGAAGCAAUGGGCAGGGAGAGGCGUGAGAUCAGAAAAUGGCUGAACCUGAUGGUGGCGGAGAAUGUGGAAUGGGCGAGGUACCAACAGAUUGCGGAAUGGGCUGCAGAUAAAUGGGCGGCAGAGAUCGAGGAAUGGGCGGUGGUGAAACGGAUAGCAGAGGAACAGGAGGCAGAGGAACGGGCGGCGGUGGGACCGAUGCUUGCAGAAUGGGCAGCAGAGGACCAGGCUAUGGCGAAAUGGGAGGCAGAGAAAUGUGCGGCAGAGGAACGGGCACUGGCGAAAUGGUUGGAGAUUGAACUGGAGGUGGAGGAAUGGGAGGCAAAGGAACGGGAGGAAAAGGAACAGGCGGCAGAGGAGCGGAUGGUUGCACAAUGGGCAGCAGAGGACCAGGCGGAGGCGGAAUGGGCGGCGGAGGAAGAGGAACGGGCGGUGACAGAAUGGAUGGCAAUACAACAGGAGGCAGAGGAGUGGGAGGCAGAGGGGCGGAUGGUUGCAGAAUGGGCAGUAGAGGACCAGGCGGAGGCAGAAUGGGCAGCCAAGGAAGAGGAACGGGCGGUGGCGAAGUGGUUGGCAGUGGAACAGGAGGUGGACGAAUGGGUGGCGAGGAACAGGCGUUGGUGGAGCUGGAGGCAGAGGAAUUAG